Molecule: messenger RNA, 4956 nt
Organism: Acanthoscelides obtectus
Lineage: Eukaryota; Metazoa; Arthropoda; Insecta; Coleoptera; Chrysomelidae
Source: the annotation of a GenBank genome assembly
GACCCGUGCGGAGCUCUAUUCGGUUUAGCUACUUUUUUUUAGUAGUGCUGUUCACUAUAGGGUUCUCGGUUGUCUCUCAGUGGUGCUUUGGUGUUUUAGCGUUGUGAUGUGGGUGUCAAGUGUCUCCAAAGUGGAAAUUAGGUCUACUUCCAACUCUUCUGAUUGGAACAGGAUACAUGUGCAGCAAACUAGGUGGGCCUUGCAUACUCAUCUACUUGUGUGUUAGAGUUGACAUCCUAUGUUUUUUAAAUAAAUUGCGCACAUUGCAUAGAUUAGUCAUAUACUCAGUAUUUGGGAAACACUAAAACUUGGCCAAAUAGUUUUUAUUUUUGUCUGACUUCAUUUUAAGAAAUGUCAAUAAACUAAUGGCACUACAUGAUGGUGCACAACAUUCAAUUUCAAUAGUUGUCUUUUGCGUGGCCAUGUUAUCUUUACUCGGGCCCUUGAAUCCUUCUGCAGGUUCUAUGGAACUUCAGAGGAACAAAAAUACAGUUAAAAGAAUAUUGACAAUUGAUGUUAUUCCUUAGAUAUGACUUGAAGAAUAACAAGAGUACUGGUGAUAUUCCAAUGUGUAGUGACAUUGUUAACUGUGAUAAGGAUCACCAUAGUCUACCAAUUACCAAAGAAGAAGUAAGAAAAGGUGUGGGUGUUCUUUCAAAAGCAGUCAGUCCAGAGGUAGCUAAAAAGAACGAGAAACACCAAGUGUUAGAGAUAUUGAAAAAGAUGGCAGAGGAAAACAGAAAACAUGAACAGCAAGUGAUAUCUAAAAAUGUUGGUGCAAGUAACUCUGUAUUAUGUAAUUCACAGGAUAAAAAUAAAAACAGUAAUUUUGAUGAGAAAAAUUGCACUACUGACUUUAUGGAUAACAAAGAAAUAAUAAGCAAGUUGGCUAAUGAAGGAAAGUCUGGCCAUAAAUUUUCAUUCCUGGAAAACUGUGUUCCAACAAAGAGACAGAAUCUAGAACAUGUUGACAAACUUGUAGAACAUGUUCCCAAAGAAAGUUUAGAUAGAAAAGAAAUAUUAUCUUUGGCGCAAGGCUCUAAGAAACCUAUUAUAAAGUGUCAAGAGAUUCAGAAAAUAUUUGAAAAAUUAUCAGAUCAUGUUCCUUGUCCUAAAACAAAAGUUGGUGAAUUGCCUAAGCUACUUUCACAGAAGCACCCAGCAAAAAUUUCAGUUCUUAAAAAGAACACAGAUCAUAUAAAAAGAAACCAGGAUAUAAAACAAACUAGAGAUCACCACAAGUACAUGACGUCAUCAACUAAAAUUGGGUCAUCUCAAACGAGAAACUCAAACCUGAAGAUGAAACAUGUGAGAAUAAACAAGCAAAAUGAAUGCUAUCUCAGCUUGAAAGCAAUCAAAGACAGUGGAUCGUUUGAAGACGGCAAAACCAACAAUAAGAAUUGUGAAACAUGUAUGAAAGGCAAUGAAGAAAUGUAUAAGUUGAAAACCAAAUUAAAAGACCCGAAGGAAAAAAAGGAAGAAGCUACACAAGAAAUCCAUAACCCGAUAACUAAACUCAAGAACCAAACAGAAGAAAGAGAUUUUCUUCAUAAUGUUGCAAAUCAACAAAUUGUUGAUAAAUUAUCUAGCAAUAAGCAAAAAACGUGUAUUGAAAAGCCUAGUAUGUGUGCUGAAAAAAAUGUACCAAAAACUCUCGAAUUCAGUAAGGGUAGUACCUCUACAGGACCCAGCCAGGAGAGAAAAAUGUAUUGUCACAAAAAGAGAAAAGAUAGUACAAACACAUUACCAAGUCAACAACUAAAACUUUCACAAAUGUUCAAUCAGGUUGCUGAGCAAAAAGGUUGUAGAAGUCUGAAAGAAAAUGCAAAGACAAAAUAUAGUGAAAAUGAAAUAUCUGAUAAAAAUACCAGUGAAAAAAAUUUGGAAUCCUCCAGUACCUUACAAAGUAAGAAAGAACUUCUACAUUGCCAAAAAUCAAAGCUAAAAAAUACGAUUCCAAUUAUUUUAUCUCCACCUACCACUUUGGCACUUGGACAUUCAAAUAAAGGAUCAGAUAGAUCAAUAAACGAUAUCUUACAGAAACUAAAAGAGAAUGGAUUAAAGAAAGAGACUGCACAAAAUCAAAAGGAAAUGCCUAUUAAGCGUCUGAUAGCUAAACUGACAAAUAAUGCAUUUGAAAACAUUAGCUCUGUUCCCAUGCAUUCACAAAGUGAAGAAGUAAGCCAAACAAUUGUAUCCGUCAAUACUAAGACUACAUUGAAGAAUGCUUUCGAAAAAGCCAAUCAGAAUCAGUCAAUAAAUGAUAAUGAGCAAAGCAAAAAUGAAGUUUCGAGAAACUCAAGUCUUAUAGAUGUGUCAGCAGAACAAAAUAACGAAACUGAGAGAGAAAAUAUUUUAAGAAGCAUAUUAGAUGAUUUGAAAAAAUGUUUCAAAAAAGAUACAGACGGUGCUGUCGAAGGUACUCUCAUGAGAUUUCAUGAACCUCUCAAUGACAAUGAAAACCGAGACGUUCAAAAAACCUCGUCAGCUCUUGACACCGUCAAAAAUGAUCAGCAGAUUUCUCUUAAAAACAUUUCACCUAAACCGAGCUCAGGAAAAUCGAAUAAAACGGUUGAUCGUUCAAUAAAAAAUCUGACAAAAAGCAACUCGAAUGUAAAUACACGUGAUGAAUUUUGUAUGAAAAAUAAAAUGAAAUUAUCAGACGUUAGAAGUUCUUCAGAAAAAUUAUGCAACAAUGGAUCAGACUUUAUGGCUGGUUCACAAACUCUAUCUUUCAAAUCUAAACAAAUGUUUGUACCUGAACUAAAAUCUAAAGAAAACAUUGAUAAUGACAAAUUCAUUAAGAACAUAUAUGAAAAAAUGCAUCAUGAAGCUAAAAGUCAGGCAUCAAGCAUCAAAAAUUCUUUGAUUGUAUGUCCAGCGAAUUCAGUACCUGGUCGUAAACUUAACGUAGAAACUAGACCAUCUAUGGGUAGAACAAUUGUACAAAACUCCCAAAUUUCAAUGAAUCAACAAUUAAUUUUCCAAGAAGAAGACCUGCUCACCAAUUCUGUAUUCUUACCAAAACUAUGCGGCCUAGCAUCUCAGUCAGCAAAAUUUGACUCGCAGAAUCAAAAAGAUGAAAACAAUAACAGAUGCUUUGUCAAGGCUCAAAUUGAAACUCCAGUUCAAGCUAAUUGUCAACACGAAAAAAACGGGGAAGUGUCUAUUGUUGAAAAAAUAACCAAUAAUAAAACUGUGAAUCUUGUUGAGAAAUAUGACAUGUCUAAUAAUAGUCUUUUAACAGUUAAAGGACAUUGUGCGGCAGAUAAAAGUGAAGAGAGUGUGAUUAAAAACGAUGCAAAGUCUCAGGUGAUAAGUAUGAAAGCGAACGAAUUACUAUCUGAUGAAUUGGUUAACACAAUACUAACAAAAAACUACGAGCAGUGCAUGAGACUGAAAGAAAUAAGAUCAGCUGAAUUUAUUGCAAACUUCAUAGACAAAAUUGAAAACCGGAAAGCUAAGGGAGUAGUGAAAAAAUACAGGAAAGGCAAGACGAAAAUAUACCGCCUGAAAAAAAUGAAAAGAGUUAGUAAGGAUAUCGAGAAAGAAGAAAAUUUGAACUUUGAAGAUGUUUUCAAAAAACUUACGCAAGAUUUUCAAGGACCAGCUAGGUGUAGCUCACCACCUGAAACUUUUGUAUCAACACCUUCGUCAUAUAUAUCUGUCAACACCUUGAGGUCUGAAGCUUUGUCUACUGGGUCAAAAGAUCUUGAUUCGCCUGGGAGGAGACUACGUCAAGGUUUCAACAAGAUUUCGAAAGAUAAGUCCUUGCUGAAUUAUGAAAAUACAUUUGAUAGUAUCAGCGCAUCGGACAGAGAUGAAAUAAAAAUGAAAAUCCAGGAUAUAUUUCUGCAGAUUUUCAGCGAUUUGACAAGUGGAAGACGAGCAGCGUUGAAGUUUAAAAGACGAUGUUACGAAAACUGCAUUAUGAAGGAUGGAAUAUUACAGUUGAAACCUGAGGGAGAGGCACUUGAAUCGAUGCUCAGUUCCACUGUGACAAGGAGUCACAUGAAUUUCAAACUGGUGAUAUUUAUAAUGAAGAAGAUACAAGUUUUGCUAGAAACGAAUAGCAAACUGACGAAAAGGGAAUUGUAUUAUCAACUAAAAGAUAUGAUCAGUGGACAGGGCGUUGUAGACAGAGCUAUUAACUUGGUGAGUUGUCUUUUAGACGUCGGCAUGUGGGCAUUGAAUAUUAUAGCCCAGAAAGGAUUGAUUUUUGGAAACUUGAAGAUCAUGCUAUCCUCUGGUGAAACAAUAAAUUGUAAUGUACCAGGAACGCUGAUUCCUCAGGACAUCAAUGAUAUAGUAGAAAUCCACUCAGACGCCUACUUUAUACUAGUCGUUGAGAAGGAGGCAAUUUUCCAGAAACUCUUAGAGGAAGAUAUUCCAAACAAACUUACAAGACCGUUCAUAAUGAUAACUGGAAAGGGAUUUCCCGAUUUGAAUACUCAACUGUUCCUGAGGAAACUGUGGAUUAUUAUGAGUAUUCCAGUUUUCAUCCUAGUUGAUGCAGAUCCACAUGGGAUCAAUAUUAUGCUGAAUUAUAGAUUUGGAUCUGUUGCAAACGCUCAUGUGUCUCACCACUUGGCAGUACCGAAAGCACGGUGGUUAGGUCUGUUUCCUUCGGAGAUAACAACGUUCAACGUUAAGAAUCAAGCAAUGUCUUCCAAUGAACAGAAAAUGGUUGAAAAGUUGUUGAAGACUCCUUAUAUGGAAGACAACCCUGGAAUUGUAGAGGAGCUGAAGAUCCUGAAACAAAAUAACCUCAAGGCUGGACUUGAAGGACUCAUAAAGACUGAUUUAUUUCUAAGUCAAAAGUACCUGCCGUAUAAGUUUCUUCACCAGAAAUUUAUAUAAAUAUCCUUUGUGUUAAUAUUGUGAUGUUUGAUUGUGAAAAAUCUAAUUGACUUUUUGUUAAGUUUCAUUCUUGAUGAUAUUAAAUAGUGAAGGUUU